AUGUCCCCUAAUUUAUACGAGAGAGAAACAAAUCCACAUUCUCCGUUGUUUCUCCAAUUCCAGAUGGAGUCGUUCAUCGAGGCAUUUUGUGCCUUGGAUGAGGACAAUCGGGAAUUCGUGUCGUUGAAUGACCUGCACACGUACAAUGCAAAGCACAAUUUGGAAGACUCUUUCCCAGAGACAUUCAUGUCCGUGUUUGACCGGGAACAGUCCGGUAUCAUCACAAUGGAACAAUUUUGUCGCACAUUGGGCCUAGUUCCGAAGAAUGUACGGGAAUUCCGUCGCCGACGCACCACACAUAUACUGGAAGAAUUGACCCCACCAGAUUUGGAAAUGGUUCAUGACGACAUGGAUAUCAAUAUCAAAUUGCGAAUCUAUCAAAUACUACUGNCGACAAGCCGGUCAGGAGACAAAUAUCAACGUCGGACAAUUGGAUACAGCUGUUAA
Molecule: messenger RNA, 447 nt
Organism: Echinostoma caproni
Lineage: Eukaryota; Metazoa; Platyhelminthes; Trematoda; Plagiorchiida; Echinostomatidae
Source: the annotation of a GenBank genome assembly